AUGGCUUCGAGACCACUCCUAGUUGAAUUCCUUCCUAAAGGAGGAUUUCAAUGGUCUUCCAAUAGCGGGGCUCAUUUCAUCCGAAACGACCAAGCUCGUAGGGUUGUUCGUGCAAUGAAACUGGCAGGACGACGUCUCGAUGAAUCGGUUUGCACCGAAUACAUCGCUCGACUUUUCGACGCGGCGAAAGACUUGGUACGCCAUUGCCGAUCAUACGACGCUGCGGGCUUCUGGGGAUUCGUCAGUUGUCAUGUCCCAUGGGCGGUACGCAUUAGCCCAGAAGAUCUGUACGACCUAUCGAUUCGGAUCAUCUCAGCCAGGCGCAUCUUUCUUGACCAAAGGGAUUUCUGGGUUGAGAUGAAACAAGAGGAUGAUUUCAAGAACAUCCCGGACAACUACUUCAUCCGCGUCUUCAAUGAGGCCAACACGGCCUUCUAUCCUGCGUGGACCAAUGACUCUGAUAACGAGGGGACUGCUGAGGCAACGAAGGAGAGAUUCCGUGAAAAGUGUGAAGCACCCCGCAAUCUCCCUGUCAAAACAACUGCAGAGGACCAAAGCAAGGGUCUAGAAGGCAAAUACGAGGAAAUGGUUGAGAUGGUCGGAAAUGUCGAAAUUGUCGACAGAAUGGACGAGGGUAUGGACGCUGAGAUGGGUGAGAUGGACUGUGAGAUGGACUAUGAGAUGGAGGAUGCCAUGGACAAUUAA
This is a messenger RNA of Daldinia decipiens, 705 nucleotides long. RefSeq lists its product as uncharacterized. Bases 1 to 705 code for a protein of 234 amino acids. The transcript is spliced from 2 exons. NCBI's taxonomy places the organism in Eukaryota, Fungi, Ascomycota, Sordariomycetes, Xylariales, Hypoxylaceae. The record is from RefSeq and is a predicted model, not a curated record.